Insectozyma verbasci is the source of this 768-nucleotide messenger RNA. NCBI's taxonomy places the organism in Eukaryota, Fungi, Ascomycota, Pichiomycetes, Serinales, Debaryomycetaceae. The record is from the annotation of a GenBank genome assembly.
AUGAUACCAUCUAGGCUCAUAUAUAGACAAAUACCAAGGAGUAUAAUAUCACCAACUAUAAGAUACAACUCAACUACUACCACAGCUCAACCUGUCAAAAAAGUGGAGUCUAAUUAUUUUUUAACCCAAAUUUAUCCUAUUUCAGAAACAGAAAUAACUGAUAAAGACUUAGACUCAUGGAUUGAAGCAGUUAAAAACCUCAAACAAGGUAAGAAAAUAUUUGACACCAAGGAGGAAAUAUAUCUUAAUCAAAUUGUAAAUAAUUCAGAAGAAUAUUUAAAGAAAUCAUUUGAACCAAGUUUGAAACAAAUUGAAGAAAGUAAGAAAUAUGCAGAUAAAGCUAUCCCAUUAAUGAAUGAUCCAAUAGUAGACAAUUUAGUAAAUUUAAUAAUGAGACAUGGUAAAAAGAAUCUCGCUAGAAAGGUUGUAAAUAGAGCUUUUUUCAUUAUACAAAUGAAAUUAAGAAAAGACCCCAUUGAAAUAUUUAAAGAAACUUUGGAUAAAUUAGGACCAGUUGUCAAAACUAGAUCUAUGUCUACUGGGUUUGCAAAGAAGAAAAUUGUGCCUCAACCAAUGACUGAAAGACAAAGGAAUAGAUUUGCAAUUACUUGGAUUUUAGAAGCUUCAAAACUGAGAAAAAGUAAUGAUUUUAGUGUUAGAUUAGCUGAAGAAAUUAUAAAUGCUUAUAUGGGUAAAUCUUCUGGGUAUGAUAAGAAAGCUCAAAUGCAUAAAUUGGCUACUCAACAAAGAGCUUAUAUACAAUUGUAA